Camelina sativa (false flax) is the source of this 828-nucleotide messenger RNA. RefSeq names its product RAF-like serine/threonine-protein kinase 24. The record is from RefSeq and is a predicted model, not a curated record. Gene Ontology annotation, molecular function: protein binding. NCBI's taxonomy places the organism in Eukaryota, Viridiplantae, Streptophyta, Magnoliopsida, Brassicales, Brassicaceae.
UUCCCUAUAUAUAAGAGUGAGUCUGAGUCCCCACUAUGACGUCAUUUCCUACCUAUAUAUACGAUCCCUUCCACCACCAUAAUUCUCGGUUUAAGAAAAACCAAAAACACAAACAGAGAAGGAAACAUUUCGAAGAAGCUUCUAAAAAUGGUGGCCAUAUCUGAGAACAACAACACUCUCAAGUUCCUCUGUAGUUACAGCGGCAGAAUCCUCCCUCGUUCUAUCGACGGAAAGCUACGUUACGUCGGCGGUUUCACCAGAGUACUCUCCGUUCAUCACUCCAUCUCUUUCACAGAGCUAAUGUCGAAAUUGGAGGAGUUUUGUGGAUACGCCGUCGAAUUAAAAUGUCAAUUACCAAACGGAGAUCUCGAGACACUGAUCUCAAUCAGAUCAGACGAAGAUCUUCUCAAUAUCGUUGAAGUAUACGAUCGUGUACACGGAGGCAAGAUCCGUGCGAUUUUAUCGGUUCCGAAGCCGAUGUCUUCGCCACGAUCUAGCGGAGAUCUAUCACCGAAAUCGCCGUUAUUCUCCGUCGUGGCUUCUCCAUCACCGCCGCGAUACUGUUUGGCAUCUCCUUCGGCGGAGACUCUUCUUCUCAGUAGGUUCCGUGUGAGAACUGGUGAAUAUUCUCGUUGCUGUAACUGCCGUGUUCACAACAGAGACUCUAAACUCAUCUUUCAAUAACAUCGUUGACGGAGAAAAAUCACAUAAUGCCUUAGGAUUAAGAAAUAAUUGUAGAAAAUGGUGUGUUGUUGUUUUAUGAAGAAUUAUGAAAAUUAGUGAGAAUUUUGGCGGUGAUUAAAACGGAGAAGAUGACGGCGAUUUUUU